This is a messenger RNA of Salvelinus sp. IW2-2015, 2240 nucleotides long. RefSeq lists its product as uncharacterized. Gene Ontology annotation, molecular function: transcription cis-regulatory region binding; protein dimerization activity; nuclear receptor activity. The record is from RefSeq and is a predicted model, not a curated record. Gene Ontology annotation, biological process: response to xenobiotic stimulus; xenobiotic metabolic process; regulation of transcription by RNA polymerase II. Lineage: Eukaryota; Metazoa; Chordata; Actinopteri; Salmoniformes; Salmonidae. Gene Ontology annotation, cellular component: nucleus; aryl hydrocarbon receptor complex.
AUGAUUCCACCUGGGGACUGCUUAUAUGCUGGGAGGAAGAGAAGGAAGCCCAUCCAAAAACAAAAACAGACAGCGGCCAGCCAGAAGACCAACCCGUCGAAGAGGCACCGUGACCGUCUGAAUGCAGAGCUGGACCGGCUGGCCAGUCUCCUACCCUUCACCCCAGACAUCAUCUCCAAACUGGACAAGCUCUCAGUGCUGCGUCUCAGCGUCAGCUACCUCCGGGUCAAAAGCUUCUUUCAAGCCAUCCAGGAGAAGCCUUGCAGAAAGCACAUCAUGGAGUCGCCUGUGAACCACCAGGAUACCAGGAAAGAGAGCCUGUCCAUGGGGACCCCGGGGACCAGCAGCAGCGUGGUGGAGAGUGACCUCUUACUGGAGUCCCUGACUGGGUUUGCCUUGGUGGUGAGCACAGACGGGUUGAUCUUCUACACCUCCACCUCCAUUGUUGACUACUUGGGCUUUCAUCAGACGGAUGUGAUGCACCAGAAUGUUCUUGAUUAUAUCCAUGUGGAGGAGCGGCAGGAGUUCAGAAGACAACUCCACUGGGCCAUGAACCCUGGGACCCAGGGGGCCUCCCUGGACCAGCACUCAGCCACAGGAACUGGUGAUGACUUUGUGAUGAGCAGUCUCUUUAACGCCCAGGAGCCUGACGGUGUUCCUCUAGAGCGCACCUCCUUCCUCACUCGCUGUUUCAUUUCCCGUGUCCGUUGCUUGCUGGAUAGCACCUCAGGCUUCCUGAGCAUGCAGUUCCAGGGCAGCCUGAAGUUCCUGCAGGGCCAGAAGAAGAAGACAGACUCCGGGGCGCAGCUACCCCCCCAGCUGGCCCUGUUCUGUGUGGCCGUGCCCCUCAUGAUGCCCUCCAUCACAGAGCUGAAGAUGAAGAGCAUGACGAUCAGGAACAAGAAAAAGGGCCCCGUCAACCCCACACCAGAUAAGCACAGUGACAAGAGGCAUCGCUCCACCAGAGGUUCAUGUGACAGCAGUGACUUACUGCUUCUGAAUUGUUCCAGCAGCUCUACCAGAGACCCCUGCCACUACACCCCAUGGACACCCCUCUCCAAAGACUGCAUCAGGUAUAGGAACAAUGGUUACUACACCCAGGAGGAGCCCAUCAACUUCUGCCUGUCUUCCAUGGGUGGUGGGCCCAAAGCUCAGAGCGUGAAUCAUCCAUGGGACAUCCGCAUCGGGUCCACCAUAAGAAAGGGCCCCAGCAGUAGCUACAUACCAUGGAGACAAGGCAAGUACAACAACCUGGGGAAGUCUGGAGCUUACAGGAUGUCUCCAGGAUAUCACGCUAAAAGACAGGUUGCCUCUCAGAACAAACUGUACGGAGGCCUCCACAGCCCAGAGGUGGAGAGCUUCUGUGAGGACGGCAUGAAGGCAGACAACAACUACAUGGGCGGCCAUCUUGACUGUUACAAUGGCAUGGUGUUGCCUGAGMCAGCCAUAAAGACAGAGCAGGACUCUGACUCUGAGAACGGUUGCAACAUCUACAGCAUGCCCCACAGCGGAGCCUGGGUGGGGAACGAGAAGCGCUACAGCAUGGGCUACUCAGAAGAACCACAGGUGAAGUCAGAGGCCGACUACUACGACCAAUACACCACCUGCCAAAGGAACAAGUCCAACAUGAGCCCAAUGCUCAACGGAUACCACAAAUACUUAUACCCAGUGGGGAGCAGGGCUCAGAAGGAUCAUAGGAUACCUCACUCAGACCCUCUUUGUAGCAGUCAUGGAGCAAACUGUAUGGACAGCAAUGUAUAUGGGAAUGGUACUGUGGAGCAUAAAGGGUACAUGCAGCAAGACAACAAACUGAACUACGAGUUCAGGAAUCAUCUGGUCCACUCUAUAAAGAGGGAACCCAUGGACUCACCUCCUUGGUCUGGCAAUGGACAUGACAUUAGCCAAAUACCCAUGCAGAGAAAUAUGAUUCACAAUUGUGCAUUGAAUGAUAUUGUACACAAACCAAACCCAUAUAUCUACAUGCAAUGAGGUCAAUGGAAAAUCUCUUAAACCAUCUGGGCACCACCUUGCUUCUUUAUUGUAUUGAUGCAUAAUAUGGCAGGGUGGGUAGUUAUUUAUACUCAACUCAGGUAAUCAACAGUGUUAUAAAGCAAAAAUAUAUGGAAGCAAGGAGAGGUGUUUUUAUAAGGACUUUGUACAUAAGACACACAAGAUAAAUAUAACUUUUUUCAGAUUUACAGUACCAGUGAAAAGUUUGGACACCUACUCAUUCCAGGGUU